CUAACACAGAUAUCUGGAUCGAUAACAUCAUGAAACUGUUGAUCUUAGCGACGAUCAUUGGCGCCUGCACGGCAGCGCCUCAAAAUCAAUACUAUCCGCAGUACAGAACUCCUUAUUACCCAGCAAUAAGAACUCGAGGUGCAUAUGAAGGGAACGCCCAGAUCCUCAGAUCUAUAAACGAUCAAAAUGAAGCAGGAUACAGUUACGCCUACGAUACGGAAAAUGGCAUCCAAGUUGAGGAAACAGGUCGUGAGGCCAACGGUAUCCAGGCAGCUGGAGGUUACUCCUACACGGGAGACGACGGACAGGUGUACAGCGUGAGGUACACAGCUGAUGAGAACGGAUUUCAACCCCAAGGUGCUCAUCUGCCGACUCCACCUCCCAUUCCGGAAGCUAUUGCUAGAGCCCUUCAGCAGAAUGCUAGAGAUGAAGCUAAUGGCAUUUUUGACGAUGGAAGCUACAACGAAGGCAAAUACAACGGAGUGUUCCCUGCAAGAACCUACAACCCUUAUAACCCGUUUCAAGCUAGGCAGUACCAAGGCUUUAGACAGAGGUUUUAGUCUAUCUAUACAAUUGCCAAGAAACGUUAUUUGACCUAUGACUAUGAGAAUUGGUAUAUCUGAUUGUGUCAUCAAGCUGAAAAAUGGAAAGAUAUAUAUCACCGUGACAUUAUCAUAAGAAACUUCAAGGAAAGAUCUUGUAUCCAAUUUAUCUUCCGUUACCUUCAGCAAUCUGUUUAUGUAGUGGGCCGUUUUAAAUAGUAUUAAAACUACACCAAAUUUUCUGUCUGUUCAUUAUCUCAUGAUAGGCCAUAAUACACUGUGUUAAAUUUGCGUUUAUUGUUGAAUUUAAUCCUCCUCAAUAUAAUGCUACAAAUGAGGGUCCAGGCUAUAUGUUCUCGUUCGCCGUCUGACAUCUAUCUGAAACAAUUGCUCUCAAAUAAGUAAUUACUCGACCAAAAUUAAAAGACAAUGCCAAGUAUGAAGCUUUAUUCGCAUCACGUGUUUUUUUUUAUUUGGCCGUGUAUUCAUAUUUGACAAUAAUUGUUUCGGAUAGAUGUCACACGGC
Hyposmocoma kahamanoa is the source of this 1068-nucleotide messenger RNA. RefSeq names its product cuticle protein 3-like. Gene Ontology annotation, cellular component: chitin-based extracellular matrix. NCBI's taxonomy places the organism in Eukaryota, Metazoa, Arthropoda, Insecta, Lepidoptera, Cosmopterigidae. The record is from RefSeq and is a predicted model, not a curated record. The coding region runs from base 30 to 560 and encodes 176 amino acids. The transcript is spliced from 4 exons. Gene Ontology annotation, molecular function: structural constituent of chitin-based larval cuticle.